Molecule: messenger RNA, 711 nt
Organism: Penicillium waksmanii
Lineage: Eukaryota; Fungi; Ascomycota; Eurotiomycetes; Eurotiales; Aspergillaceae
Product: 40S ribosomal protein uS7
Exons: 6
Coding region: 1-711 (236 amino acids)
Biological process (GO): translation; ribosomal small subunit assembly
Cellular component (GO): cytosolic small ribosomal subunit; ribosome
Molecular function (GO): mRNA binding; rRNA binding; structural constituent of ribosome
Source: RefSeq, a predicted model, not a curated record
AUGCGGAUCGCCGACCUCAACGACUUGUCGAAGCAACCACCCAACGACAAACCCUCCCACAUACCCUCCCUCGACACUGUCAACAUGUCCGACGCCGGGGAAGUCGUCGCGGUCAACUCCAUCCUGCCCAAGGAUGUGAACGAAGGCUCCGUCCUCCUUUUCAACAAGUGGUCCUACGAGGAUGUCGAGAUCCGCGACAUCUCCCUGACCGACUACAUUCAGAUCCGUCAGCCCGUCUACCUCUCCCACACUGCCGGUCGCUAUGCCGCCAAGCGUUUCCGCAAGGCCCAGUGCCCCAUCAUUGAGCGUCUCACCAACUCGCUCAUGAUGAACGGCCGUAACUCCGGAAAGAAGCUCAUGGCCAUGCGCAUUGUUUCCCACGCUUUCGACAUCAUCCACAUCAUGACCGACCAGAACCCCAUCCAGGUUGCUGUCGAUGCCAUUGUCAACUGCGGCCCCCGUGAGGACUCCACCCGUAUUGGUUCCGCCGGUACCGUCCGUCGCCAGGCCGUCGAUGUCUCCCCUCUGCGCCGUGUCAACCAGUCCAUCUCUCUCCUGACCAUUGGUGCUCGCGAGUCCUCUUUCCGCUCCAUCAAGAGCAUUGCUGAGUGCCUUGCUGAGGAGCUGAUCAACGCCGCCAAGGGCUCCUCCAACUCCUACGCCAUCAAGAAGAAGGACGAGCUGGAGCGUGUUGCCAAGAGCAACCGGUAA